This is a messenger RNA of Ostreococcus lucimarinus CCE9901, 1245 nucleotides long. RefSeq lists its product with no specific name. The annotation marks the transcript as partial. The record is from RefSeq and is a predicted model, not a curated record. Lineage: Eukaryota; Viridiplantae; Chlorophyta; Mamiellophyceae; Mamiellales; Bathycoccaceae. The transcript has 3 exons.
CGAUUGCCGGUGACAACGCUGUGCGGGUUCCUCGGCGCUGGGAAGACGACAACUCUGAAACGCGUGCUCGAAGCUAAGCGAGACGCGAACGGAAAGUUUCGGUGUGCCGUCGUCGUGAACGACGUCGCGGAGUUGAACAUCGACAAAAAAUUAAUCGAUGAUUCCGCUUUGCUGCAGAGCGACGAGGUGGUUGCCAUGCAGAACGGAUGCGUGUGCUGUUCGUUGAGCGGAGACUUUGUAAAACAAAUCGGGGACAUGGCCAAGAGUGGCAAUUUUGACUACAUGAUCGUAGAGGCAUCAGGAGUGUCGGAACCGGCGGAAAUUGCGAAACUCUUCGCAAAUUGUGAGGACGAUCACGAUCAUGAAGCUGCGCACGUUGAUGAGCAUGAACAUUUGAGCACACUGGCGCGGCUGGAUACGUGCGUGACGGUCAUCGCUGCAGGUGACUUUCUCGACAUGAUUGAUUCUUUCAGGGCGUCAGCUGUGAACAGGCAGUCUUACUCUCAAUUGUUGGCUGAACAGAUAGAGUACGCGAAUGUCGUCGUAUUGAACAAGGUCGACACUGUCGAUGACGAACAACUCGCCGAGAUUAAAGCGCAGAUACAACUUCUCAAUUCACGUGCUGAUAUUCUUGAAGCUGUGAACGGCGCGAUCGACGUUACGCGAAUCGUCAAUACAAAACUUUACAAAGAGAAUGACUUUGCUGGUUUCAUAACAUGGGAACAAGAGAUAGAAGCAACAUCUGUGAAUCGGUUCGGUAUUACGUCUUUCAUUUACCGAGCCAGAAGACCUUUUCAUCCCAAACGGUUUUUAGGCUCAUUUCGCCGUAAAAGGGAAGGUGAAAUUGGUGUGCUGCUACGUUCGAAGGGUGUAACGUGGCUCAGUGAUGCCCACGACUUGAUAAUUGUUUUCAGUCAGGCUGGUAAUAUUUACUCUCUCGAAGGAUCAAGCCGAUGGACCGCGCUGAAUAAAAAUGCUUGGGUCGGCUCACAGGGGAUAAAGCAAGAACUUCGUAAAGACUGGGAGGGGCCUUAUGGUGAUCGCCGACAAGAACUGGUGUUCAUUGGCAAGGAUCUUAAAUACGAUGAAAUUCAAUCAACGUUGGACUCUUGCCUCUUGACCGACGAAGAAUUCGAAAUGGGUUCUGAUGGCUGGAGAGCAGUCAUGGGUGAUGUCUUUCUAGACGAAGACGACGAAGACGAAGACGACGAAGUCGAUGACGAAGACGACGAAGAAAUCGACGAA